AUGGCACCUAACAAGAAGGCAAAGAAGGCCGCCGAUGGCAUCAACUCGCGUUUGGCGCUGGUCAUGAAAUCGGGAAAGGUCACUCUCGGAUACAAGUCGACCCUCAAGACCCUCCGCUCGGGCAAGGCAAAGCUGGUUAUCAUUGCCGGUAACACUCCUCCUCUGCGCAAGAGUGAGCUCGAGUACUACGCCAUGUUGUCAAAGACCAACGUCCACCACUUCAGCGGAAACAACAUUGAGCUCGGUACUGCCUGUGGGUUGACCAUUGCCUCAAAUACCUACAACCCCGACAACUCACCCUCCAGAACCCAUCCUUUAAAGACAGCCACCUCGAAAUCAUUCAAGAUGGCCCGCCGACCUGCGAGAUGUUACCGCUACUGCAAGAACAAGCCAUACCCCAAGUCCCGAUUCAACCGUGGUGUGCCAGACCCUAAGAUUCGAAUCUUCGAUUUGGGCCGCAAGAAGGCCAACGUCGACGAGUUCCCUCUCUGCAUCCACCUGGUCUCCAACGAAUACGAACAACUCAGCUCUGAGGCGCUCGAAGCUGCCCGUAUUUGCGCCAACAAGUACAUGACCAAGACUGCAGGAAAGGAAGCAUUCCAUCUCCGUGUCCGCGCCCACCCUUACCACGUCGUCCGUAUCAACAAGAUGUUGUCUUGCGCCGGUGCCGAUAGACUCCAAACUGGUAUGCGUGGUGCCUGGGGCAAGCCUAAUGGAACCGUCGCCCGUGUCAACAUUGGUCAAAUCAUCUUGAGCAUCCGCACUCGUGAUUCUUUCCGUCCAAACGCCCUCGAGGCCCUCCGUCGUUCGCAGUACAAGUUCCCCGGUCGCCAAAAGAUCAUUGUGUCCAAGAACUGGGGCUUCACUCCUCUCCGCCGUGAAGAGUACAUGGAGAAGAAGGCCGGUGGACGUGUCAUGGUUGAUGGUGCUUACGUGCAGUUCCUGAGUAACCACGGAAAUCUGGCCGAGAACAUGCGACGCUUCCCGGCUGCUUUCCAGGAGGCAUGA
Messenger RNA from Drepanopeziza brunnea f. sp. 'multigermtubi' MB_m1, 1008 nucleotides. Its product is annotated as 60S ribosomal uL16 domain-containing protein. Lineage: Eukaryota; Fungi; Ascomycota; Leotiomycetes; Helotiales; Drepanopezizaceae. The record is from RefSeq and is a predicted model, not a curated record. Gene Ontology annotation, biological process: translation; ribosomal large subunit assembly. Gene Ontology annotation, cellular component: cytosolic large ribosomal subunit; ribosome. Gene Ontology annotation, molecular function: structural constituent of ribosome.